UUGUUGCGCGCUCGGAGGCGGUUCGUCCGCAAUUUGUCGUAGCGAAGCAGACUUCCGGGACCUUAGUGCACGAAUGGCCGACGCCAAGGUUGUCUUUUCUGUCAAACGAGAUCGCCUCUACGAGUGAAAUCAUGUAAACGUUCACGGUGUUGUUCAAUAAAGAAACGUACGAACGUCGGAACCGAUGCGAGGAUCGAGGGAUCGGGCGUGUUUUGUGGCUUUAAUGAACGAUAACGCGAGAAGAGGCACCGGUGUCCCAGCAAAUUUUUGAUUCAACGAAAGGGUAAUCCCUGAUCUUUGCUGGGGGUGCGAUUGAUAGUGAGGAAAGAAAAAAAAAAGAAAGAAAGCGUAACGAGAAGGAAAACCAGAGGCAGGAUACUGAAUUCUCGAUUCGUUCGAGAAUGCAUUUCAGAUGAUCAACCGAAACGCACGACUGACGAUUCGAACGUUAUGAAUUCGAACAUAGUUAUGGAGGAUAGUAUGAGUGUUAAGUCAAUGGAAUCAGUGGCGACAAGCGACGAAUAUGAGUUUGUAAAUGACAGAGGCAAUGGGAAACAGCAACAAGCUGUACUUGAACUACCAAUGUUGAAGAUUGCUAAUAACGGUAAUCUGGAAGAUCUCCAAAAUAAUCUACGCGAGGUGUUAUCAGAAGACUCAAAAAUGGAAAGUAACGAUUAUAAAAUUGUAAGCACCGUACAACAAAAUCCACCAAAGACAAAAAAAGUAGGGCACAGUACAUUUUACAAUGUAAGCUCUUGCAUGGUUGCUUCGGAAAAACAAGACAUUAUGAAACCAGAAGAUUUUAUCGACGAAGCUCACGUCCAACAAGAAUGUACUAUUUUCAAUGGUGUGACUUACUUGGGGUCAGCAACAAUAAACGCACCAAAGUCGGAGUGUGAAAUACAACGCAACAUGAAUAUACUAAAUGCAGAACAGUCUCUUAAUUUAGGAAUUAAAGUAUCUGUUUCUGUGCCCAGUAGUUCUCAAGGUUCCGUUGUUUUAUAUGAUGCUGCUACGCAACAACCAAUUGCGCAUUACGAGGUGCAACGAAUCUUGUUUUAUGCACGUGGCGAAAGUACUGGAGCGUGCGCAGCUUGUUUUGCUUUCACAUGGUCUCAUGGGGACACAUUGGAGUCUGCCAUUUAUCAGUGUCAUGUUUUUCGAUGUGACAUACCAGAAGCAGUGGGACAAGUCUCUGCUUGUUUUUCCAAGGCAUUUCACAGAAUACCACGGUCGAUGACUAGUUCUUUAACAAGCAGUGAUUUCAAUGGUUUUAACAUUGGAAGCGAAAAAACGAAUUCUCGUGUAUUUAUUUUUGAAGUAACAAUGGAAAUAAAGGAAGAAGAUGGAAAGGGGAGCUUCGCCACAGUUCCUAAAGACAGAAACUGCUUCAAACUUCGAAGUAAUGUAGCUAAGCAAGUGUGUUUAAGUAUUCAACAAGUAUCCAGUAAAGAAGGAGGAAUUACACUCGAAGUUGAAAGGUGUUUUGGUGUUCUCGUUAGUCCCGGUCGCAAUGUUAAACAUAGCGAUAUGAGAUUACUUGAAAUGCAAAUUAAUACUGGUCCGUUAGUACAAGACAAACAAUGCUACGUUAUGUGUGGGCAUUGGGACCCUGCAGAUCCAGCUUUGGAAACUCUUAACGUAGAAACUCCUAGGGAAGGAAAGAUCUUUAUAACAGUUGCCGUUGAUUUAGUUAUACAUGGUAUUCGGGAACCUGUGAGGUUUAUAAUAGAGACGUCGGUUAAAGUGUAUCCGCAGAAUGAAAGAUUCUGGUACUUUAAUAAACGAAGCCUUGUUCAACAAUUCUAUCUUAAUUCAAAAGAAAUAAUAUCUGGAGACGGGGUAGAAGUUCACUAUGAAGUACAAAGUAUAGAAACGUCAGGAGAAUUAGACAGAAACAGAUUAAAUCUUGCUUUGAAUUUAGCAUCACUGAUUCGGUCACCUUCUUUAACUAGCAUCGACACUCUUACACCCAAAGAAGAAAUAGAUUCAGAUGGAGAUGAACCAAUGUUAAGUGGUACAGGUGAAGUGUCAAAGGAUUGUUCCGCGGAUGAACUAGCCAAUUGGGCAGAAGUUCUGGAUAGUUGGCAAGUUAACGAUCAACGUCCAAAGCUUCUUAUAAAACUUGCGAAAGAAGGCAUUCCGGAAGCUCUACGUGGCGAAGUAUGGCAACGUUUAAGUAAUUGCGAUAAUUCACAAGAAAUGAUGGAUAAAUAUAGAACUUUAAUUACUAAGGAAAGCAGUUGCGAAAGUGUUAUUUUAAGAGACAUUAAUAGAACAUUUCCUGCCCAUGACUUUUUCAAAGAAACAGGCGGUUUAGGACAAGAUUCUUUGUACAGAAUAAGUAAAGCAUACGCAGUGUAUGACGAAGAAGUCGGAUAUUGCCAGGGACUUAGUUUUUUAGUUGCUAGUCUACUGCUUCACAUGCCAGAGGAACAAGCUUUCUGUGUCUUGGUUAAACUAAUGUACGACUAUGGUCUAAGAGAUUUGUAUAAGGAUAGAUUCGACAAUCUCCAUAUGCGAUUUUAUCAGCUUAAUAGAUUAUUAGAGGAUCAGUUGCCAGAACUUUACAAACACUUCUGUGACCGUGGGGUAGAAACACAUAUGUUUGCUGCACAAUGGUUUUUAACUUUAUUUACAGCCAGAUUUCCACUUUAUCUUGUUUUCCACAUUCUGGACGUAUUCCUUUUGCAAGGACUCGAUACACUGUUUCAAGUCGCUCUUGCGUUGUUAAUGUUGUGCAAAAAGGAACUGCUUCAUUUGGAUUUCGAGAGUAUACUGAAAUACUUUCGGGUACAUUUGCCGAAACGUUGUCGCAACGAAGAAGUAUCGCGCUACGUUAUGAAGUUAGCCUGCUCGGUUAAGUUAAAGAAACUGAAGAAAUACGAAGCAGAAUUUAUGACGUUAAAAGAGGCGCAAGAAAACGCGGAUGAGUACAGUAACGAGGUGGAGCAACUAAGGGGCACGGUGGCAAGAAACGAGGAAGAGAAACAGAGAUUAGAAGCAGAGCUUGCUCAAGUUAAAGAGAUGCUUCAACGAGAAGUAGCGAGAGGCGACGCAGAAAGUCGACGCAGCAACGUCAUUAUUACCGAAUACAAACAGAUCUGUCAACGUCUGGAGGAUGACUACAAUGCUGCGAAAGCGACGCUCAGCGAAUUACGGUCCAAGGUGUCAAAGUGCGAUAAAUGUAAGAGUUACAUAGUGGACUCGUCCAACAUAUUGGCAGACAUUUCGCAUCCCCUGGAGAACCGGAUAGAUCCUAUGCUGCACAGAGUGCAGGAGAGAGUACGCGAAUUAGAAUUAGAGUUGGCUCAAACGAAACUAGCUCACGUCGAGGCCGAAUGCAGAAAUCAAGAUUUGACGCAUCAAUUGCACGCAACCGCUUCCGAGCUGCAAGCAGCGAGAAACAGUUGGCCGUGGCUCAGCAAAACGCUGUCGAGCAUAAAAGAAGCGGCAAACAAGAGAGAAGGGAUGACGCCAUCCUUGAUGAAGGAUCUAAGACGAGACAGCGCGCCCGUGGGUGAAAUGCAUCACUUGAUACAUUCCCGCAGUCGCGAGACCCGCGACAAUCUCAAAGAAGUUGUGUGAUGCAGCAAGUCCCUCGAUUCGAGCACGUACGUCUACCUAAGGCUGGACGGGGAAACGUACGUUGAAUCGGAAGGGCAAACUCUUAACCAUGAUAUUAGAAAGACAGACUCAGUUGAUGUUUUAAAGUAACGGGUUAUACAUUAACCAGGUCAGAAUGACGGGGAAACUUAUUUCAAACGCGAAUACGGAUACGCGGUGUACGUCCACGAUUAUCAUGUAGAGUAUUUCCAUUUGGUCUGCCAAGGACACGCGUACUAGACAUAUUUUUCGUCGGGUUACUCACGGUACACUAUAUUCGACGCGUGCUUUUAGAGAAGGCAGCUUGUCUUAACGACAUUGAUGAUAUUCAAUCUUAAGAUAUUUCUUGUUCAAGUUUUUCAUUUUGUUACUUUUACUCAUUUUUACAUGAACUUUCGCCGCGUGGAGGUUAGGUCGUUAUCGUUCGAGAAAUUUUCGUUUGUAUACUCUUUUUUCUUUUGCGCUUCAGCGAAACGUUUCACGCGAGAUUAAGGUGUCCUAUACGGCAGGCGAUCGAUUACAAAAGUAGGACACGUUACGAUAACACGAAGGAAAUUACACGAUAGACGUUAGCGAUAAGUACACUACGUUUUGUAUGAAACUAGUCUAAGACGUGAACGAUAGAAGUGCUAUAGAAUUCUACACUGUACAUACACGAUACUCUCAGGCAACUAAUGAACGUGACAGACUGCAGAAAUCGGGGAUUCCAUGUUCAGAGGAUUGCUAAACGUCUGCAGUUUCCAUAUACUCUUUGUACCGAUUCAUUGCAAUGCGACAUUCCAAUGUAACGCGAGUACGUUCUUUUUUUUUAUUCGAACAGUAUCUUAUUUCACAUCAGACACGUUGAUGUUGACGUUCGUAUAACGCUUUCGAAUCAUUUUUUUAAAUUGCCACGAGUAACGUUAGUCGUUAACGAGCUAACGAGAACAUUUCUGUUUAGUUUUUUGUUUCUUAAAUUCUUGUUUCACAGUGUUGUUAACGAACGAUCCAUCGAUAUGUCAUAGGUACAGCAAGAACGGAAUUGUAAAACGUGGUAUCGUUUUUUUACAACACACACGACACACAAGUUAAUUCUCAUUUAAUUUGCCAUUUGCGAUCCGACAGAAUCUGCGGGAGUCAGAACGCAAGGCCAUAAAUUAUGUUAAGGCACUAAUUAACAUCUGAAUUCAAUUGGAUGUCCCGCUAACAUGUUUCUGUUACGCGAAGAACAAAAUGAAAGAACUCCGGUGAAUGCUCGAAAGCACACUUUUAGAUUACGAAUUAGUAAUUAGUGCCAUUCGUUAGACGAAACCGCGCGCAUUAAUUUGUUUUGUAUUUGCCAAUGCCGUGAGAAGUUCACUGUUUUAUAGAUAUCGUGCCAUUAGUUUUCCAUCGUAAAGGAGACGUGGCGACGAUAAUUCCUUUCGCUUAUUUAAUUGGAUUUUUGUUCAAAUGAUAUUUGUCGAAUAAUAUAUACAGAAUUGAGGACGAAGUUUACGAUCACUCUAGAGACAAAUACAAUAGUUACGAAACAAUAGUCCCGCAUCUUUAUGCGAAGUAAACAAUAUACUUUCUGUAAAUACUAAAAAAAAAAAGGAAGAAUAUAUCUGUACGGAUAAACUACUAACAGGUCAUGUAAAUGAUUUAGAAUUACCACAUAUAUAUCACUGUACACCUUGUAAUGUCAUUCCACUAUUAUUGAAAUAAAGAAGAAUAUCGUAUCUGUCUA
This is a messenger RNA of Hylaeus volcanicus, 5314 nucleotides long. It is a transcript of the gene GAPcenA, whose product is annotated as rab GTPase-activating protein 1-like. The transcript is spliced from 17 exons. The coding region runs from base 451 to 3588 and encodes 1045 amino acids. Lineage: Eukaryota; Metazoa; Arthropoda; Insecta; Hymenoptera; Colletidae. The record is from RefSeq and is a predicted model, not a curated record.